Molecule: messenger RNA, 819 nt
Organism: Fusarium tjaetaba
Lineage: Eukaryota; Fungi; Ascomycota; Sordariomycetes; Hypocreales; Nectriaceae
Exons: 2
Coding region: 1-819 (272 amino acids)
Source: RefSeq, a predicted model, not a curated record
AUGGAGACCAUUGUGAGUUUCUGCACAGACUGGCCAUGUUUGGCAGCGGGCCCCCUUGCUAGGGUCGAGGAUCAGGUCAACGGCUGGGGCAACUGGUACCAGCCAUUCUCUGCACCUUGCCCCAGGACUUUGGCGGAUACAGCGAGGGCACAGUUCUGCUCGCUGGUGUUUCUUCCCCUCGCAAUCUCACCAAGGCCUAUAUUGUUCUCUAUGUUUGUCAGCAGUAUUGUUUACUGCCCUGGACCCGAGACUGUCGCCAAGGGUGAUAAAGCAGUAUGGGAGCCUUUUCUUAUGAUGGAUGACGACCAACUUAUUUGCUACUACUCCACGCAAGUCGACCCUAAGUGCAACCAGAAGCUCUCACACAAGACGACCAAGGAUCUACGCGAUUGGAGCGUCGAGGUUGACGACGUCGCGUUUCCCAACACUGACAAACGUCCUGAGAUGGCAGUCGUCGCUUACAGCCCCGUCUCCAAGAAAUACGCCAUGACACUUGAGCACUGCGGUAGCCCUCUUACCGGCGGCUGCCCUGUUUACUACAAGGCAUCCAGCGACCCUCUCGACUUUGCAUCCGCUACCGAACAGCCCAUCAUUCCCUACAACGGGGGAAUAAACCCCAACCGCAAUCCACGUGUGAUUUGGACUGCUGAGCCUGGAAUGGAUGGCAGGGGAAUAUUUAUCGCUAAUGGCGGUGGCCGGGAGGAGGUGUUUGUUAAUACGGAUGACCUUGACCCUAAUAGCUGGAAGCCCGUCAAGGUUGGGCGGUGGGCAGCGUAUACUGCCCGGAUUGACUUUGACAAGAGUGUUAUUUUGAGUUGA